AUGGAGGAAGAAAUCCAGAUUCUGGCAACUCAAAAGCUCCGAGAACUUCUUACACUCUGUGGCAUCCGUCAGAGUAGUGAGGAGCUGCUACAAUCCCUUGUUACACAGAUUUCCGGUAAGUAUACGAGCUUAGGCUACCUACAUCGCUAUAAGCUGACACCUACCCUGGUCCAUAAAACUCGACUUGAGACUGGUUCUGAGGAAACGUCGCCUCUGCCGCUGGAAAAUGUCUCUGCUCCUCAAACUCCCCUCACCCCGCCGCGCGAAAUUCGUGGAUCGUAUCGGCUCCUCUCGCACGCCGACCGGAAUGAUUUUAAGGGGUUGACCCGUCCUGCCAGGAAGAAAAGGAAAAGGAGACAAAAGUGCUCGACUAUUAUUAACAAGCUUAGCGAGACACCCGACUCCGGGAAAAAUGAGGGAGCUGCGACAACCAGUAUGGUGUUUAACCUAGGCGAGCAGAGGGUUGCUGAAACAUCAGCAGCCACCACGAAUGGGACAGCUCAUCAGGAUGUUGCAAGCUCGGCAUCAUCUCGAGUUGAUGCGGAGAAGCCCCCCCGGUCAGAACAAUGUACCCAAUCUGUAUCCAGCCCCGGUGGUGCCGACCCUUCAUCGACGCCAAACUCGAAAGCGCUACCUUCUUUACCGUCCUGGCUAGAUUCUGCCUACGCGAUGAAAACCAUGACAACUAUAUUGAUGGAAUGCGUCAGAGUCAACUGGACCAUAGGGAAGUGCGGUCAUCAGACAAAGACAGUCAAUGCUACAUCAGAGCCUCACAAGAUUCGACAAUAUGUUGAUGAGAUUUCUGGGUAUGACUAUAAUAGGGCCGUCCGGGUAGUAAAGAGGGACAUCGCUCUGUUUGCAGGUAAGGAGAUGCAAGCUCGGUAUAAUGAAUCUAUAUACUGGGAAAUCAUUUUGAAAGGAGCAAAACUCCUUGAUUCUGCGACAUUACCGACAGCCAAAGGACCUGCAGAUGGAUUUACUGUGGCGGAGAAGGUCGCAACCAAGAAAUUCAUGGAGGAAACUGGAUAUAGACUGGGUACAGAAAAUCAGCGGCAGUGUCGCAAUUUUUGGAAGAGCCUGUUUGAAAUGCGGAAAGCCGGUGUUGAUAAAAUCCUUCUUUAUCGAACAAAAGACUUCGACAGCUACUGCAAGGGAUACCCUAAGAACUCAGAGGUCUCCCUGGUAGAUACAGUUGUGAAGUGGGAAAAGGUUUACGCAACUCAAAUCGAACAGCUUGAGAACCGAAUUCUUAAGCUAAGUGAUGGAGACGUCACACGGAGAUCAUAUUUGGAUCUUCCAGACGUGGCGCAGAGGUUGCAGGUCGAAGGGUCUUCAUGGAACAGUAUCACCAAUAAGUGGCUCUCCAAUGAUGAAGAAGCUAAAUUCAAGCUGACAGCACAGCCAACGUUGGUUUUAGCUGACUACCUGGGUGUUACAUUCGAUAGUGGAUCGAUAUCGGAAGGUGGACGGGACAAGUCUGACUUCAUAACCCUUCAGCCCAAGGAUGAGAGCUUCCUUUCUGUUUGUCCCAUAAUUCCACUAUACAAAGGUGACUUUUUGGGUGUAUUUGCCGGGACAAUCCGGUUCUCGGAAAAUUUCAACAGAGUGCACGGUCUCCGCGGGCCUGUGGAGAACCUUUGGCUAGACUACUCUCAGGUUACUGGAACACUGAAUUUGAUGCAGGUGUCACAACCUGGUGGUGACGCAAAUGUGCGUCUUCACUGGGAACUUGUCGAUGAGCAGUAUGACAGCGACUCAAGCAUGUCGUGGAGAGUCUCAGUUAGGGCGACCAGGACAGUUAUGCCUUUCGAGGAGAUCAUCCGAGAGGCUUCUCAGAAGGAACAGUUGCUUCUGCACCGAUCACCAGUCUAUGCAAGGAGAGGCUUCCUGAAAUCGUAA
Aspergillus tanneri is the source of this 1899-nucleotide messenger RNA. RefSeq lists its product as uncharacterized. The record is from RefSeq and is a predicted model, not a curated record. NCBI's taxonomy places the organism in Eukaryota, Fungi, Ascomycota, Eurotiomycetes, Eurotiales, Aspergillaceae. The transcript is spliced from 2 exons. The coding region runs from base 1 to 1899 and encodes 632 amino acids.